UGUAUUUUAUUUUAAUUUAAAUCAAAUCAUGUCAUGCCUUGUUUUUUCGUUAAUGGUUUUUAUAUUCUAAUGAAAUUAUUUCUUUAGGUCGAAGUAGAUCUGAGUAGAAAUUUUUUUCUUUGUUAAUAGUGUAGGACCUGCACGGUAGCCUGGAAUGUGCAACCGGUGCAGUUAGAAGUUACCUCCUCCAUGAGAACAGUGAACCACAUUUAACAUGAAGAGCCGUCUUUUUAUGGUAUCGUAAAUAUUUUCCGUGGAAACGCUCUUUUAUAUGGAAUUUCAAGAAGAAGAAAGAGAAGUCGUCCUCUCCAUCUACGAUGGGGAUCCGGCAUUUAACCAGGUCUCCCCUGUUACAUUUCAGUAUAAAUACGGAGAAGAAGGCCAAGCGAAAUCAUUCCUUCUCGAGCUGACCUGGGGCGAACAGUACCCAGAUGAGAAACCGACAUUAAACAUGGACAUUUUUUACAAUAGGCAUAUCAAAGAUGAAGUGAAAGCAAGGAUAGCUAAAUUUGUAUUAGAUGAGGCCGAACAGUUAAUAGGUUCUCCGAUGACAUAUUCGCUUUUUGAAUGUCUGAAGGAUAAAUUCGAAGAGCUUAUAGGAGAUGAAGACAUCAGCGGGAUCGGCGACGUCGUUAAUCACAACGAACCGUGUUCGGAGGGCGAAGAUAGCGAGCAUGAAGACGUCACAUCUUCGAGGAAAAAGAAAAAGGAACAACUGACAAAAGCGCAGAAAAGGAAACAAUGGGACAGGCUGGACUGUAAAGGCGAAAGGGCGAGAGGAUGGGAUUGGGUCGAUAUCAUUCAUCAUUUGUCUCAGUCAGGCUCAAAGAACUGUCCCAUUUCUGAAUCAUCUUAGCAU
Messenger RNA from Cimex lectularius (bed bug), 859 nucleotides. RefSeq names its product RWD domain-containing protein 4. The transcript has 5 exons. Gene Ontology annotation, molecular function: protein binding. Lineage: Eukaryota; Metazoa; Arthropoda; Insecta; Hemiptera; Cimicidae. Bases 272 to 856 code for a protein of 194 amino acids. The record is from RefSeq and is a predicted model, not a curated record.